AGGGCUACAAUGGAAGGAUAAACAAGGUGUCAUUCGUCAAUACGUAUAUAGUAUAUACAAUAUGACGUUUUCAGGAUUCCAACUGGACACUAAAGCGCGCGGAAGCAGUAGAGCAUGCUGAAUGCCAUAAUUCAAUUACUUUGAGUGUGUCUGUCGAGUUAUGUGUUAGCCAUGUUUUUUCUUUUUCUACUUCGUGGAUUAUUUGGUUUAAUGAAUUUGUAAAACAAUUUCCAACAACAAAUUGGGUUAGCAGAGCCAAGGCCACUGAAUGGCUGUAGAAAACGAAGUCUGUUGGCUCGAAUAAUUGAAAGCAAUAAAUUUCAUGGCGAAAAUAAAUUAAUUUCAACCUGCUGCCGUGGGAAAUUUGUAAAAUAUUAUUUGUAAAAAAGUUAAACCGAAAAACAUGACUUCAAACUUUUGAGUCCUCUCAUUAUGAUAAAAUAACUUAGUUUAUGUUCAGAUAUGCAUUUAGCUCUGAAAACAGCAGUUAAUAACGGUUAAUAUAUGCACAACAGAAGGAUGUACAUAGACGGUUGCUUUUGUGGUCCGCUUAAAAAUGAAUUUAGAUACAUUAUAUAGUACUUGAAGUGUAUUCGAGAGGCUAAUUCAGCCGAAAAUAUAUCCGUUGAAUACUUCGAAGAAAUCCAGGACACGUUUACAUCCAUACAUAACUUCGAAAUUCUACCUAAAAAUCAGUUAAUCCCUUCCAAUUUUACUUGCAAUACCCGUUCGCGAUGAGGAUAUAGGUCACAAAUUCGUAAAAGCACCAAUACCAUAACUACAUAAAUUUAAAACUUAAAAUUUGAACUUUUUAUCUAUUUGCUUCGAGCUUUCGAGCUAAUUGGGGAGCUAAUCAUUUUACUGUAACUCAACUAAUUCAAACAGAAAAAAACCAAAUCAACAACUUUCAAUUCCAAGCAUGUAAUGACGAAAUUGCUUGUUAAUUGAAAAUCAUCAAUAGCAGAAGAGUGCAUCGUAAUUGAAAAAAAAAAAUGACGAAAUAUUCAACACGUUUCAGUCAAUUAAGCUAUCAUCAUUGAAUUUUUCCGUACCAUCUUCAAGUGUUCAGCAACGAAAGUGACGUUCGAUUCAGCCGCUUUACACUUGAAACGCGCCCAAGUCUUUAUGAAUGUACUUACACAAACAUACAUAAACGAAUAUAUGUACAGACAGUCGUACAUUCUAAGGAGUUGGUUAGCCCACGCGUUGGCUGCAUUAAUAGAAUUGAUGUAUGCACGAGGUCUACAUGAUGUGCGUUAGCAAUAAGGACAUGCCAGACACACACGUUAAAACAUUCAGCUAUGAUUGUUAUGCCAUCUCCUAUAUCUUACAGCAACAUAAGCAGAACUAUAAGAAGUGGUAGGAAUGCUCGAAUUGAGCGUUAAAAUUCCUUAGCGCCAAUAACGCGCAACGCUAUUUCCCUCCCAUUCACUUGUCUUUGAGCCUCCGGCCCUCAUUCCCUUUCCUUCCUCGCAUGACUUGCCAUCGAGUUGUGGCAUCUUCGUUAACAAUAACAUCAACUCAGCCGGCAAAGCCAUCGAUGCCACGCACAAUAAUUCAAUUCAUUAUUAAAAAGUGGAAAGCAGAGGGCAGGCACUGGCAUUUAAAAGAAUUUAAUGAGUGAAAGAUGAAUAUCCGUUCGACGUACAGUGUGUGUGUUCUGUGAAAGUUUAUUUCCGAGUAUGUCGCUUGGCAUAAUCUUCAGUUGAUUUCUCAGCGAUCAAUUGAUGUAUGUACAUAUUUAUAGAUAUACAUAUAUGUUCAUUCAUACACAUAGACUCGAAAUUCCAAAGGCGCAUGCAGAUAUUUUAUUUCAAGAAUUUUUGUGGUAUUCCAGCACUAAAACCAGCAACUUAGGCGUUUGUGCUUGACUUGCGUGUUCCGUUUCAUAUCAUAUGGGUUGUUGGCAUCACUAUUACCCCAUCCAGGCCCCAUUUCUUUUGAUUAACAACAAAAGCUUUUUUAUACCUACUGGUCCAUUUCAGAUGGGCUACACAAAUUAUGUUCUGAGUCAAAAUUAGAGAAUGGUUCUGUGAGCUUGUCUUCAAGGUAUAUGAUGACCGAGUCUAACCCAAGUGCCUUAAACACCUUGUCUUCGCUCUCCUCGUAGGAGAGCAUACAUGGAUUAUACUUUCAUUUAAAAUAUUGUGGACAAGAUCCUCCCGAAAUAAUUUAAAAGGUAAAAAAACCUUUCUUAUGCGGACCAAAGGAGUUCAAAGAAGCAUACAUAUAAGAACCACAGCACCACAAUGUCAAAUGUUGCCAAGAAAGUAAAAAUACGCAGAAACGCACUCUGCCAAAGGCAUAAUCUCACGUUUUCCUAUUUAAAUGUUUGACCUCAUAAUAGCGUCUUAAUAAAAAUAAAAAAAAAUAAAACCGAAUGCAUACCCGCAACAACAGUUAUUUACAAACACAAACCUAAUAUUUGUGAACAGUGACGGUGGAAGAUGCGAAAUAGAAAUGGCGAACAAUCAACGUUGAUAACAACAAAUUGUCCCAAGCACUGUUCCAAUCACAAGCAUUCACAUACAUACAUACAUAUCUAUACACAACAACUAACCAACUUUACGGACUGAUGACUGCGACGAAACAAAUAUUUUACUCAUUUCACUGCAACAAACAUUGCUCGCACACACCUCUAUGCAGAAUUGUCUCGUGUCCUUCCCCUAUUCCUAUUAUUUACAUCCUUUGGUAAAUGCUGGAAUUGCACGAAGCUGGUGUGGGUGGACUGGAUGCUGGCGUGCCAAGCAAUUAUUGAGGCAAGUAAUAUACCGAGGUUAUGUCGUGGCUAAAUCACACGCAAACGAUCAGUUACUGCUGCGUCAGCAGUUCAAACGGUAUUCUGAGGAUUCUCCAUUCGGAAAAGAAGUGAAAAUACUGACCAAAAGGCUCAGAGAACUUAGUAGAGCAGUCAUUUAUUAAAUAUGGAUAGUCAAGCAUUUCGUAAACAUGGCACAGAGAUGGUGGAAUAUAUUUGCACAUAUUUGGACACAUUGAAAGACCGGCGUGUCACACCCAGUGUCGAGCCCGGCUAUCUAAGACAUUUAAUACCAUCUGAGGCUCCAUUCGAACCGGAGGAAUGGAAAAAUAUAAUGCAAGAUGUUGAGGAUAAAAUAAUGCCAGGUGUGACACAUUGGCAGCAUCCACGGUUUCAUGCCUACUUUCCGGCAGGAAAUGCAUUCGAAUCUAUUCUGGGUGAUAUGCUGGGGGAUGGUAUCGGUUGUAUUGGCUUCUCCUGGGCGGCAAGUCCGGCAUGUACGGAACUGGAAACCAUUGUGCUGGAUUGGCUAGGAAAGGCAAUCGGUUUGCCGGAUCACUUUUUAGCUUUAAAAGAGGGCAGCACGGGUGGUGGAGUCAUACAGACUUCCGCUUCUGAGUGCGUGUUGGUCAGUAUGUUAGCGGCGCGCGCUCAAGCGCUCAAACGUCUUAUGGCCCAACAUCCAUUUACCGAGGAGAGUCACUUACUUUCCAAGUUGAUCGCCUAUUGUUCCAAGGAAGCGCACAGCUGCGUUGAGAAAGCUGCCAUGAUAAGCUUUGUAAAAUUGCGAAUUCUGGAACCAGAUGAAAAUGCUAGCUUACGUGGCCGCACCGUAAGUGAGGCUAUGGAGGAGGACGAAGUACAAGGAUUGGUGCCAUUUUUCGUUUCCACCACUCUCGGAACUACCGGCUCCUGUGCCUUUGAUAACUUGGAGGAAAUUGGCAAGGAAUUGCAAAAGUUUCAGUGUGUUUGGUUGCAUGUGGAUGCUGCAUACGCAGGGAACUCUUUUAUCUGUCCCGAAUUGAAGCCGCUCUUAAAGGGCAUCGAAUACGCUGAUUCAUUCAAUACGAAUCCCAAUAAAUGGCUGUUAACAAAUUUCGACUGUUCAACAUUGUGGGUACGCGAUCGAAUCCGCUUGACAUCAGCACUUGUCGUGGAUCCAUUGUACCUGAAGCAUUGCUAUGAUGAUGCAGCGAUUGACUAUCGUCAUUGGGGAGUUCCGCUCAGUCGACGUUUUCGCUCAUUGAAACUGUGGUUUGUUUUACGUUCAUACGGAAUUUCCGGAUUGCAAAAAUAUAUACGACGUCACAUCGAAUUGGCCAAACGCUUCGAACAGCAUGUGCUUAAAGAUAAACGCUUCGAGAUUUGUAAUGAAGUCAAGCUUGGAUUGGUUUGUUUCCGAUUGAAAGGUAACGACAAGCUGAAUGAGAAACUACUCAGUGCCAUAAAUGAAUCAGGUAAACUGCAUAUGGUUCCUGCUAGUGUCAACGAUAAAUACAUUAUACGGUUUUGUGCGGUGGCACAAAAUGCCAGUGAAGACGACAUCGAUUACGCCUGGGAAACCAUACUUGAUUUUGCCAAUGAAUUGCUUGAAAAGGAACAACACGACGAACUUACGGAGAUAAUUAAUCGAAAGAAGGAGGACACAUUAGCUAAGAAACGCUCCUUCUUCGUACGCAUGGUCAGUGACCCGAAAAUCUACAACCCGGCUAUCAAUAAGGCUGGCACGCCAAAUAUGUCAUUAGAUGUUACAUCGCCAGUGGUUGGGCACUCUUCAAAUCCCAUUAUAAGAACACAAACAUCUAUGGAUCGGAACUCGUGGAUUUCCUGGCCCUUAGCCUUUCUCUUCAAUAGUAACAACGAUGAUGGAGGGCAAAAAAGUAAUGUUUCAUUGCGUUUUCGUCAUUUAGAUACAAAUGUACGACCAAGUUCAUCGAGACGAAAUUCCGGUGCCACAUCUUCGCCAUCACCCGAUAAUGAGUUGGGCUUUGUUAAUUUGAAGAAAUCACCUAUAAAGGCAACCACACCAUCGCCCCGAAAAGGCGGUCUCUCCCUCACCACAACCAACAAUCACUCCUAAAAGGAUUUCCUCC
This is a messenger RNA of Zeugodacus cucurbitae (melon fly), 4851 nucleotides long. RefSeq names its product tyrosine decarboxylase (gene Tdc2). The record is from RefSeq and is a predicted model, not a curated record. Gene Ontology annotation, biological process: amino acid metabolic process. NCBI's taxonomy places the organism in Eukaryota, Metazoa, Arthropoda, Insecta, Diptera, Tephritidae. The coding region runs from base 2925 to 4838 and encodes 637 amino acids. Gene Ontology annotation, molecular function: pyridoxal phosphate binding; carboxy-lyase activity. The transcript has 10 exons.